AUGAGACACGACGAAUCGCAUUUCGAUAUCAAUGCCUCGAAUGGCACUUGUUAUUAUGGCGUCAAUAUACAAGCUAAGGACGACUACAUCCCUUGCGGUAACGUCGAGCUCGGCGCGAAUUGGAGCUGCUGUGUCGCGGGGGAUAUUUGUUUAGGUAGCUCAGCAUGCUACCAUCGCCACUUUGAUAUAACAUACCUAGCGGGCUGCACCGACCCGUCUUAUAAGGAUUCUUCAUGUCCUUUCAAGGGUAGAUUUGGUAGCCAACAGUGGGUAGGGUUGGAAAACUGCAAGUACAACAACGACAUAUGGGCCGGUUGUAAGGAGCUAGAUGAUGUGCCAGGUUCUAGACCUCCUUCCGCUUGCACGUGCUCUAAAGAAGUUGAGGUCUUGACCGACAAGCCGGUGCUUGACAACAUCGGCCAACUUCCCACGAGCUCAGGUGGAACUAUUUCGUGGUACGAGGGAAGGGAGCCUGUUUUCACGAUGAUGCCACCGACCGUGGCAAAAUCGGCGACAGCAACGGUGACUUCAUCGUCGGAUCAACCGUCUAAUACAGUGAAUCCGUUGAGCGACCCGAAUGCGACACAUCCCUCGACAAUCGUUUGGAACCCCUCCGAAUCAACAAGCUCUCCAGUCCAAGUAAGCACGACGCCAUCGACCGUCGUCCCUCCCUCCAGCCAGCCCGAUCUAUCAGCCAGCACCCCUACAGGCACGAACCUGUCUACAGCAGCGCAAGCCGGUAUUGGUAUAGGCGCGGGCUUCGGGGCCAUACUUCUCGGAAGUCUGUUGUACCUCGUGUUCUUCCUACGUAAGCGCCAGGGCAUCCUACGAGGCCACGCCAUGGCGCAAUCUGAUCUGCCCGGCGGCCCCAUCGAUCCUACCAGUCCCACGGCAACGGAGCUAGCGGCCGACGAACUCAAGAGAGCGAGCGAACUUCCGGGCUCACCCGCGGCUUCGGAGCUCGCGUCGCCUAUGUCGUCUACGGGGCCUCGACGAUCGUUCCGCGCAUAUAACCCGCAUCUGCAUGGUAACUACGCGCAGAAGUCCCCCGGUAGCCGGACCAGAAUCGACGAAGACCAGACUCUGAGCACCGAGGGUGGUGACCCGCUGGCUUCGCCAAUCAGCCCAUUGAGCCCGACAAGUCCGAGCAGCGUGAAGGCCGAGAAAGGUAGUGCCGGUACUCUGGAGCACGAGAAAGAGGAUACCAAGAAGGGACCCACGGCUACCGAGCCUGUUUUCGAGCUGGAAGGUUAG
Annulohypoxylon truncatum is the source of this 1254-nucleotide messenger RNA. RefSeq lists its product as uncharacterized. The transcript is spliced from 2 exons. Bases 1 to 1254 code for a protein of 417 amino acids. The record is from RefSeq and is a predicted model, not a curated record. NCBI's taxonomy places the organism in Eukaryota, Fungi, Ascomycota, Sordariomycetes, Xylariales, Hypoxylaceae.